Messenger RNA from Hylaeus volcanicus, 1897 nucleotides. RefSeq names its product protein Wnt-16-like. Gene Ontology annotation, molecular function: cytokine activity; frizzled binding. Bases 702 to 1472 code for a protein of 256 amino acids. Lineage: Eukaryota; Metazoa; Arthropoda; Insecta; Hymenoptera; Colletidae. The transcript has 3 exons. Gene Ontology annotation, cellular component: extracellular region. Gene Ontology annotation, biological process: cell fate commitment; canonical Wnt signaling pathway; multicellular organism development. The record is from RefSeq and is a predicted model, not a curated record.
ACAAUAUUAUAAAAAGUUCAAGCUCCCUUUUGUGCUCAAUUUAAAAGGAAAUCAGGUCUUACGUUCUCUGAUGAAUUACAAUAUAAAAAAGUGAUGAAUUAUAAUACCUACAUGAAAAUGUUCUAGGAAUGCUCGUAUUUGUAAUCUAAGAAGACUACAAAUACAAUAAUUAAAGGUUAAGUAACGAUUCUAGAUAUCAAUAAUUUAGAAGGCAAUAAAAGCAAUAUUGCUGCAUUAUUCUAAAAGAAAAUUACAAAAAAAAAACAAAAUGAUGAAUUAUAAUGCAUGAAAAAAUUGGAAAUAUUCAAAGAAAAUUCGUAUUUAUAGUUUAAGAGGAUUACAAAUAAAAUAGUUCAAGAUUAAAUACAAAUUCCAUGUAUGUAUAAUGAAAAGAACGAAAAAAAUGAAUAGAAGCUGAUGAAACCAAUAUCCCUGCAUAAUUCCCAAAGAAGCCCGUAUUAUAAACAAAUGCAAGCUUUCAGUGAGGACAGGAGGUGCCACCAUAGACCUAUGCGCAACUAACUGUUGCGUGAUUCCCUUGGAUUGGUCUGCUCUAAUUAGCCUAUUCGAAGUAACUAGACAAAUCGAAGCAGAGAAUCCAGGAUAAUCGCUCAAAAGUCGUCUCUGCCGAAUGCACUCGUAAUAAUAAUAAAUAAUUCUUUCGUUAAACAGGAACAAGGGAACAGGCAUUUGUGUAUGCGAUGUCAGCUGCUGCAGCUGUCUGGAGGUUGGCAAGGGGAUGCGCGUUGGGGAGUCUCGCAGCCUGUUCUUGUGCAACACCACCGCGAAAAGAGCCACCAUCGCCAUCCGCGUUAAUUUCGCCGUCAUCCUUCACCGCACCGUCCGUUUCUUUCAAUACACUGUCGCCCAGGAAUUCGUUCAAAUGGGGUGGCUGCGGCGACGAUGUUCGAUCAGCGUCCCGGAUGGCUAAAAGGUUUCUUCAGGGCGCGACACCCCCUGGCACCGGUGCAACUGCCAAGUUCAUGCACGCUGUCAAUAUGCACAAUAAUCGGGCGGGUCGAAGGGCAGUGGAGCAAUCUUUGACCUUGGAAUGCAAGUGCCACGGCGUGUCCGGUUCGUGCAGCGUGCGUACCUGUUGGAGAGGACUCGGUUCUUCGGGACCAUCGGCCGCAGGAAAUCGUUUGCUUCGAAGAUACGCAACCGCAGCCGAAGUUCGACCAAGGUCAGGAGGAAGACUGCCGCCUUUGUAUCAUCAUGAUAACCUCUUGUACACCACCAAAAGCCCGGACUACUGUCUCCCGGAUAAAAUGAGGGGAAGUCUUGGAACCAUUGGCAGGCAAUGUAACGGCAGCAGCUCCGGUUACGAGAGUUGCGAGUAUCUUUGCUGUGGACGGGGACAUGUCACUAAAACGGAGGAAGUUCUGGAAAGAUGCGACUGCAAGUACGUCAGCUGUUGUUACGUAAAGUGCAAGACGUGCAGGAAAAUCACGAAGACGUACGAGUGCAAAUGAGCGGAGGAAAAACAAAAAAUUUCGAAUCGAGAUCGAUCCUCGUCGAGUCCAAAAAAGAAAUAUAUUUGCACAGGGGGGGAAGGUGAGAAUGCAGUCCGCCAUUCUGUUUAAAAAAUCAAACUUAUUUCCAGUCAGUCCUAUAAAUAUUCGUACUCCCUAUGCGUAUCGAAGAAAUUUGUCUAAAUUAAAUGGCAAGUUUGUUGUUUCCAAAUAAAUUUUUUCAUUAUUAAACUGCCAAGUUUUAUGUGUCCAUAGGAAAUUUGAAUGUGCAAGUAACUAUAAAAUGUAUACAGUAUGCAAUAAAAUAAUAAAAUAUCGAAAGUAAAGUUCUAUUCGGAUUCCAUUUUUGUAGGUACGUUUGCAAAAAUUUUAUUUUGCAUAAGAAUCCGCAGUUAACUUAUUAUAACUAUGUACAUGAAUAAAGU